ACGCGCCGCGGCAGCCAUGUUGGACGUGGCCAGCACAGUGGCCGGCACCAGGGGGUUAUCAAAGCCGCUGUCAGCGAUGCUGGGGUCCCUGGUGUUAAAGAGAACAACGCCAGCGCCGCGACUCCUCCAGCUGCUUAGGUCCCAAACGCUCCAGAGCCGUGGAGGUGCCUCCGGCGGGAGUGUUACUACCGGGGGUCGCGGGGAGCCGCAGUGGCUGAGGGCGGCCGUCGGGGGGCGCCCUGGAACAUAUCCGGCCUUGCUCACCGGAGGGGCAGCCACCGGGGGGCGCCAAAAAGGACACACCGAGACCCAGUGCCUCGCAGCCGCCACAUGGGGACGCCUUCCUUUUCCUGAAGAAGCACUCCCGGAGCAGGACACCUGGAGCGCGGUACUCGGCAGGACUGGAAUGGGAAUGUGGGCUCUGGCUACGGCUCUCGUGGUUCAGUGUUACAGCAAGAGCCCAUCCAACAAGGAUGCAGCCCUGAUGGAAGCUGCUCGUGCCAACAAUGUCCCAGAAGUCAGCAGGCUGUUGUCAGAAGGUGCAGAUGUCAAUGCACGGCACAAACUUGGCUGGACAGCACUUAUGGUGGCAGCCAUCAACCGAAACAGCAGCGUGGUGCAGGUCCUGCUUGCUGCUGGUGCUGACCCAAACCUCGGGGAUGAUUUCAGCAGUGUUUACAAGACUGCCAAGGAGCAGGGAAUCCAUUCUUUGGAAGUCCUGGUUACCCGAGAGGAUGACUUCAACAAUCGGCUGAACAACCGCGCCAGCUUCAAGGGCUGCACAGCCCUGCAUUACGCCGUCCUUGCCGACGACUACCGCACUGUCAAGGAGCUGCUUGAUGGAGGAGCCAGCCCCCUGCAGAGGAAUGAAAUGGGACACACACCCUUGGAUUAUGCCCGAGAGGGGGAGGUGAUGAAGCUUCUAAAGACUACUGAGGCCAAGUACCAGGAGAAGCAGCGGAAGUGGGAGGCCGAGGAGCGGCGCCGCUUUCCCCUGGAGCAGCGGCUCAAGGAGCACAUCAUUGGCCAGGAGAAUGCUAUCGCCACAGUGGGUGCUGCAAUCCGGAGGAAGGAGAAUGGCUGGUAUGACGAAGAACACCCUCUGGUCUUCCUGUUCUUGGGAUCAUCUGGAAUAGGUAAAACAGAGCUGGCCAAGCAGACUGCCAAGUAUAUGCACAAAGAUGCUAAAAAGGGCUUCAUCAGGCUGGACAUGUCUGAGUUCCAGGAGAGGCAUGAGGUGGCCAAGUUUAUUGGGUCCCCUCCAGGCUACAUUGGCCACGAGGAGGGUGGCCAGCUGACCAAGAAGCUGAAGCAGUGCCCCAAUGCAGUGGUGCUCUUCGAUGAGGUGGAUAAGGCCCAUCCAGAUGUCCUCACCGUCAUGCUGCAGCUGUUUGAUGAGGGCCGACUGACAGACGGAAAAGGGAAGACCAUCGACUGCAAGGACGCCAUCUUCAUCAUGACCUCCAAUGUGGCCAGUGACGAGAUUGCACAGCACGCCCUACAGCUGAGGCAGGAAGCGCUGGAGAUGAGCCAUAACCGUAUUGCCGAGAACCUUGGGGAUGUCCAGAUCAGUGACAAAAUCACCAUUUCAAAGAACUUCAAGGAGAAUGUCAUUCGCCCCAUCCUUAAAGCUCACUUCCGGAGGGAUGAGUUUCUGGGACGAAUCAACGAGAUCGUCUACUUCCUCCCCUUCUGCCACGCGGAGCUCAUCCAGCUGGUCAACAAAGAACUGAACUUCUGGGCCAAGAGAGCCAAGCAAAGGCACAACAUCACCCUGCUGUGGGACCGCGAGGUGGCAGAUGUGUUGGUUGACGGCUACAAUGUGCACUAUGGCGCCCGCUCCAUCAAGCAUGAGGUGGAACGCCGCGUGGUGAACCAGCUGGCAGCUGCCUAUGAACAGGACCUGCUGCCUGGGGGCUGUACUCUGCGCAUUACCGUGGAUGACUCAGACAAGCAGCUACUCAAAAGCCCUGAACUGCCCUUGCUGCAGGCUGAGAAGCGUGCACCCAAGCUGCGGCUGGAGAUCGUCGAUAAGGACAGCAAGACCCGCAAGCUGGACAUUCAGGCACCACUACACCCUAAAAAGGUGUGCCACACCCUCUAGCUUCUACCUACCUGCCCAUACCUGCCCUCAGUAUCCAAUAAAGGCCCUGUGGCUGUGGCACGGCAACUGA
Messenger RNA from Manis pentadactyla (Chinese pangolin), 2174 nucleotides. RefSeq names its product ClpB family mitochondrial disaggregase (gene CLPB). Gene Ontology annotation, molecular function: protein binding; ATP binding; ATP hydrolysis activity. Gene Ontology annotation, biological process: cellular response to heat. The record is from RefSeq and is a predicted model, not a curated record. The coding region runs from base 17 to 2104 and encodes 695 amino acids. The transcript has 16 exons. Gene Ontology annotation, cellular component: cytoplasm; mitochondrion. NCBI's taxonomy places the organism in Eukaryota, Metazoa, Chordata, Mammalia, Pholidota, Manidae.